CUCUGGGAAAAUUGAACAAUGUAAUGGAUUGUUAAAGACUACGCUGAAAGCAAUGGGUUGUGGGACCUUCAAACAUUGGGAUAAACAUUUAGCAAAGGCUACCUGGUUGGUUAAUACCAGAGGAUCUGCUAGCUGAGCUGGUCCUGCCCAGUCAAAGUUUUUGCAUGGUGCUUGGUUGCUGGCCGGGGUUAAACCACAACAUCAUAAAGCAGAUGCUUUCUUCUCAGAAGUAUGUCUUGCAAGUAUUCUGCUAUUUUGGCUAUUGCUAAUUUUGCAGAAUAAAGAUAGCCAGAGGAGAGUGUGGAAAAUCCUUUUAUCUAGAAAAUAUUUUUAUGAUAUACAGUCUGGAGACUGUAUUAUUGGUGGUAAUACUUGAUCCAUGAUUCUGUAAGUAUCUUUCAAUUAGGUUUAGAAAGCUUGAAGUAGAAGUUUCCGUUAAAAGUAAUUUAGCUGAACAAUAUUGUGUUUAGUCACUGUUGUGAAUAUAAUAUUGUUUUUACGAUGCCUUCCAUGUCAGUGUUCUAUUUGGGAAUUAUAUGCUUCAUAAAUUCUAUCAAUUUUCCUUCCAUAAACAGCAUGUUUUGUUUUCCACACAGACACAGACGUAUAUUCAAGGUAUUGAAUUAAUCUGUCAAAACCAAAAAGAGUUUGUGAAGAACUCUGUAGAAUCCAAAUGGAAUCUAGCAGAAGCCCAGCAGAAACUUGGUAGUUUAGCACUGCAUAAUUCGGAAUCCAUUGAUCAGGAAUAUGCCAAAGCACAGACUGAAGCUUCAGAACUGAGACAGAGAGAGGAAGAAUGGAGAAGAAAAGAAGCAGCACUAAUACAGAGGGAAAGACAGAAAAUAUGGAAUACAGAUUCAUUUAGUAAGGAGGUAUUUAAUAAGAGUUUUAUUAGUCAAUAUAAAAGAAAAGAAGUAGAAGAUGAAGAUAUAUCUAAAUCAUUUAUACAGAAACAUGAACAAAAGAUUAGAUACUUUGGUAUGCUGGGCAGAUGGGAUGACAGUCAAAGAUUUUUGUCUGACCAUCCAUAUCUUGUAUGUGAAGAAACAGCUAAAUAUCUCAUCUUAUGGUGUUUUCAUCUAGAAGCUGAACAGAAAAGAGCUCUGAUGGAACAAAUAGCACACCAAGCAGUUGUGAUGCAGUUUAUUAUAGAAAUGGCCAGAAGUUGCAAUGUGGAUCCAAGAGGCUGUUUUCGUCUAUUUUUCCAAAAAGCCAAAGCAGGGGAAGAAGGCUAUUUGGAAGCUUUUAAAACUGAGCUUGAAGCAUUCAAAUCAAGAGUGAGAAUCUGUUCACAGUCUCAAGCCUUUAUACCUACGUCAGUACAGAAUCCCAGUGUCUAUACUGGUAUUGUAGGACUGGAGUCUUUGUCACAGAAUGCAAAUGAUCGACAAGGUUGCAUAAACAGAAGUGUUUCCAAUUUAAACUCAAUGCUACCGAAAGAUGAAGAACCCAAAAUGAUGGACACAGUAUAGCACUGUUAAGACUGAGGUUAUCUGCUGUUCUGUCUAGCUAUUGGGCAGACAAUGAGGAUUCAAGGAAACAACAUACCACAUCCAGGAUGUGAGAAAAAGAGGUUGUUUAUUGACUCAAAAACCAGAAGCUAUAUGGAACCGAUGAUAGUAAUUGAAUUAGAAUGUCUUACGUCCCUUCUGAUACCAGGAGCCCAAGGUGAUGGCAUCAGAUGGAUCUCUCAUCUGGUGUACAGCAUGCUGCAUAGUCCUGUCUGUAUCAAGGCUCAAACUGACAGGGGCUUCCUCACUUUUUUUCCAUCACACGCUGGUUUUAUGUCCCUUUCUUAUACAGAGCAAACUAGCACUAAACAUGUUGCCAGACUUUUGUCCAAGGCCACUAGCUCCUUGUGAUAACAAAUAUCUUGAGUCUUUUCCCUACACCUGCAAAGAUAGUAGCUGUCUCAGCUGCAAACUGCAGAUAACUAAAUAUAUUUAUCCAGUCUGGUUUUGAAAACCUCCAAAGAUGGGGACUGCACAACCUUUCUGGGCGCGUUGAUCCCAUGCUUGACCAUCCUCAUAGAGAAAAAGUUUCUCCUAUCCAGUCAGGGCCUCUCUUAUUUCCACUUAUGCCCAUUGUCUCCUGUCCUCCCACCAUGCACUAGUGUGAAGAGCCUGGCUCUGCCUUCUUAAUAACCUCCUUGUAGGUACUGGAAGGCUGCUGUCAGGUCCCCUCCAAAGCCUUCAGGCUGAAAAAGGCCAGUUUUCUCAGUCUCUCCUAAUAGGGCAUGUGGUCCAGGCCCCUGAUGAUCUCAGUGGCCCUCCAUUAGAUGUGCUUCAGUUGAUCAAUGUCUUUCCUGUAUUGUACGUGACCCAAAACUGGUCACAGUAUUCCAUGUCUAAUGAAUGCUAAGUAAAGGGGGAUAAUCACUUUCCUUGAUCUAAUGGCUACACUACUGUUAAUACAGCCCAGAAUUAUGUUGGCCGCCUUUGCUGCCAGGACACACUGCUGGCUCAUGUUCAGCUUGCUGCCUAUCAAGAGCACCCAGGUCCUUUUCAGCAGAACUGCUCCCCAGCCAGGCAGUCCUCAGCCAGUAUCUUUGCAAGGGGUUCUUCCUUCCCAGGUACAAGACUAGGUGCUUGUUCUUGUUGAGUUAUAUGAGGUUCGGAUGGGCCCAUUUCUCCAGCCUGUCUAGGUUUCUCUGAAUGGCAGCCCUGUCCUUAAGAGCAUAAUUUGCAAACUUGAGAAGAGUGCACUCUGUUGCCACCUCCAGGUCAUUGAAAAUGGUGUUCAACAGGACAGGUUCCAGGAUAGACCCCUGUAGUACUCCACACUUGUCACUGGCCUCCGGGUAGAAUAUGACACAUCAACCGCUAUCCUUUGAGCUUGAUCAUCCAGCUACUUUUUCACCAAUCUAGUUGCACCCCCCUUCGCCCCCAUCCAGACCAUAACAGUUGGAUACAAGCAUAGGAUGGGAGACAGUGUCAAAAACCUUGAUAAAGUUGAGGUAAAUGUCCACAACCAUAACUAUUUUAAUCAAAGUAGGCAACCAAGUCAGUCAAGCACGAUUUAUCUUUGGUAAAUCCUUAAUGACGGUUUCUAGUAGCCCUCUCCUCCAUAUGCCCAGAACUGUUGUCCAAGAGGACUUGUUUCAUUAUUUUCUCAGGGACUGAAGUGAGGCUGACCAGUCUGUUGUUCCCUAGAUUGGCCUUUUGGCCAUUUUUGAAGAUGGAUGCAAUAUUUGCCUUCAUCUAGUCAUCAGGAACUUCCUCCUUUCCAAUGAGACAACUAUGACUUUUCAAAGAUGGUAUGGAAUGGCCUUACAAGGACAUCAGCCAGCUCUCUCAGCACCCUUGGAGGCAACCUGUCAGGUCUCAUGGACUUGUAUGGGUAGAGUUCACGCACGUAAUCCCUGACUUGAUCCUCAUCCGCUUCUGGUAAUUCUCCCUCUUGAACCCUUUCACUAAGCACAGAGGCAUGGGAGACCUUGCUAGUGAAGAUGGACACAAAGAAGGUACUGAGUGCCUCAACCUUAUCUGUGUCCACUGUCACUAAAUCGUCUGCCCUAUUCAGCAACCGGUCCCAGUUUUUCCUUGGUCAGCCUUUUGCUGCUGUUGUAGCAGCAGCAUAGAGAGUUUUUAUAGAAAGGCUAAGAUUAGUGUGAAUAGAGAAGGAAUGGGAACCUUUGUGUGUGGAGACACCAGAAGGAACACACAGCAGAACAAAGGCUCUCAAUUGUAUACGUUAAUGGCACCCAGAUUAGCAGGUCAUCAAGACCUCAGCACAUCCACCAGCCAUUACAGAAGACAUCCAGGUCUGGAAACAAAGAACAGUGAACAAUUCCUGAUGACUCGCUGUGGUAGGCAGAAAGAAUUGUGAGCUUAAAUUGUGAAUGCUGACAGGCUGCAGAUAAUUAUGUGUGGGUAAACAUCCAAAAUUGAACUUUAGUACUCUCAAGCACAAGCCUGUGACUUGCUAGCUGCAACCAGUACAGACUGUUUGUAAAUUUUGAUAACUAAUACUUGGACUAAAGAAGUGUGUCACAUCUUGAUUCCUCCAACUCAGAAACAGAACCACCAAUUAGGAGCCUGAUCACGUGUUGUGCUUCUGCACAUGGACUAUUUAAAUUGGGAAAACUGGGGGCUUGGGUUACCAAAAAGAAGAAGGAGGCCUGGCAAAAAGAAAGUGAAGAUCUUGGCUGGAGGAAAGAUCCUGGAAGUGGGGGAAGAUCAGGGAGAUGUGUGGAGACAAAUGCAGGGGGACAUGCAGGAAUCUUGGCCAAUAAUGCCUGAGACUGGUAACUGGGAGCAAGCUGCACAGCACAAAACCAACAUGACUUUCAUCUGCUCAACCCUCCUGGACCAGCAGUGAUCUUCCUGAUAGGAAGUACAGACAUAGUGAAUGUACUGCUGGGGGGGGGGAAGUGAAUGUGUUUGUAAGAUCACCAAGUAGGGUAAAAAGCUCUAAUUUCAUUGUUUCUCAAAUAAACCCCGGUAUCCAGAUCCAG
Falco peregrinus (peregrine falcon) is the source of this 4456-nucleotide messenger RNA. RefSeq names its product hsp90 co-chaperone Cdc37-like 1. Gene Ontology annotation, cellular component: cytoplasm. The transcript has 7 exons. Gene Ontology annotation, biological process: protein stabilization; protein folding. NCBI's taxonomy places the organism in Eukaryota, Metazoa, Chordata, Aves, Falconiformes, Falconidae. The coding region runs from base 537 to 1472 and encodes 311 amino acids. The record is from RefSeq and is a predicted model, not a curated record. Gene Ontology annotation, molecular function: protein-folding chaperone binding; heat shock protein binding.